GUUCAUUUCUCAUUCGAAUUUUUGACGUUCGGUCGAGUCAACGAGACGAUUGAGUUCAUUUGGUGACCCUGUAAUUUAUUCCUUAUCUUUCCAAGAGUUCCCCUCUUGCUUUAAUUCUUUUCUUGAUGUUGGACAAGAUGAAUGAUAGCACAGUUCCCGUGCAGAUGAACGGCGAAUCUCUGGAAAACGGCACAGAUCACAACAUGAAGACAAAUUUGAUCAUCAACUACCUACCGCCUUCGAUGAGCGAAGGGGAACUCAAAAACUUAUUCGGUGAAUUCGGAACCGUGUCGAGCUGUAAACUCGUACGGGACAGAGUAUCUGGCAACAGCCUUGGUUACGCGUUCGUAAACUAUGAGGAACCUGAUCAGGCAGCAAAAGCGGUCAGGGAAUUAAAUCGGCUGCGAGUUCAGACCAAGAAUAUCAAAGUGAGUUAUGCUCGACCCUCAUCAGAGGACAUAAAAAAUGCCAAUCUGUACAUUAGUGGACUACCAAAGGCAAUGAACGAGGAACAGCUAGAGGCACUCUUUCAUAAAUAUGGUGAGAUUAUAACAUCAAAAGUUCUCAAAGACGAAAACUCCGUCAGUCGUGGUGCUGGAUUCGUUCGUUUUGACAAGCGCUCUCAAGCGCAAGCUGCGAUCGACGCGUUGAAUGGCGCGCAGAUUCCGGGUGUAAGUCCCUCGGAAUCUUCUAAACUGACCGUGAAGUUUGCCAAUCCUCCGAGCAACAAGCCUCAGAUUCCGUUUGCCUUUCAGUCACCAAUCGGUCUUACUCCGCCGCAAAUUCGUGGAAAUGCAAGAUCACCGUUCAGCGCUAGCGGAGUAGGGCCUCUGUACCACCAAGGCGCGAAUUUUCGCUACUCGCCGCUCACGUUUCUUCAAAGCCCAAACAACAACACCUUUACUCCGAACGCUCUUGUCCCCGGCAGUUACUGUGUUUUCGUCUAUGGCUUACCGUCAGACAAGGACGACGGAGGAACGACGAAAGUUGACCCAGAGAAGCUUUUGUACAAACUAUUCGCUAAAUACGGUGCAAUUUCUGACGUGCGCGUGAAGAAAGGCCAGAAUUUUGGCUUCGUUAACAUGCAAAACUAUGAUGAUGCUCAACAAGCGAUCGCCGGUCUACACGGACACCGAAUAGCUGGACACGAGGAUAAACCUCCUCUUCAAGUAUCGUUUAAGACGCCGAACGUCAAGAAGCAAUAAAAAUGGGAGCACUUUGACAAACUUGAAUCAUUCGCCGAACAUUCACACGAGCCAGAGUGCCAACAAAGAUGGCGAGUCGAACUAGUCUCGCCCUUCCUUCCGCCCCACGUCAAGCUUGCUAUCAAAGCUUUGAUUUUUUUUCCUCUUUUCGUAUUUUUCCCCUAGUUUUCGUUUGAUCUUUUAAUCAUAGCCCAGGUUAGGGAAAGCGAUAUUUGCUGUUUGGCAAGGUGCUUUCUUCCGUUAAAAAUAGUUGGAAAAUUUAGAUUUUACUUUGACUUUGUGUGUUAAUUAGAAAGGUAAAUAGAGUCCGUCUAUAUGAGGUAUACCGGAAUUCUCAGAGAUCAACCAAAUUUUUGACCAAUUCUUGAUAAUAUUUUAGGCAGGAUCUUAAUUUAAGUGCACUGUUUGUUUGGUAAUUCGAGCUAUUUUCUCGAUAGAAACUUCUUAGUUUUUGUGAGACCAUGUUCGUAGGUGUUUUGACAGUUCGGCAUAAUAGCACCGGUCUUCGAUUUCUUUGGUUGAAUCCUUAUUUACUUUGCUGUAUUUUUGAUUUGUCGUUGCGAUCGUUCUUUCCGUUUUGGAUUGAGCAUUUCUACGAUCAUCUCAGUUUUGUUUUCAUUAAAUUUUUCUUCUGUUUUUCGUCGUGA
Messenger RNA from Stylophora pistillata, 1852 nucleotides. Its product is annotated as ELAV-like protein 3. Gene Ontology annotation, molecular function: RNA binding. NCBI's taxonomy places the organism in Eukaryota, Metazoa, Cnidaria, Anthozoa, Scleractinia, Pocilloporidae. Gene Ontology annotation, cellular component: ribonucleoprotein complex. The record is from RefSeq and is a predicted model, not a curated record.